UUUGCAGUCAUACUAUCCGCCGAUAUUCUGUACAUCCAAGUGAUUUAAUGAGUAUUUUAAAAUUCAGACAUGUCAAGGUCAGAAGUGGGAAGCAAAAUAUAGAACUCUCUUCGAUACACAAUAGGGCCAACCAGGCAACGGUAUUUGCAGAGCUACACAAGAGGAUUAAAUUUGUGCAUUUUCAAUCAGUGAAAGGAUGUUUGAUAAGGACAGCAUUUGUGUUACAACUUUGCUCAAUGCGUUCCAUCGAAUGGGCCAUGCAACCAGAGCUUCAACAAGCAGAUGGAUGGUACUGUACUCACAGCUCUCUUGAUGGGAAAACCGGUUGGCUUUACAGGAUUGUGCGAGUUCAGGAGAUGAGAGUGAGGCUGCCCUGCCGAUCUCCAACUCUGACAUUCACGGUAGACUGUGACACCGCCGUUACCCCACCGGGGCAUUGUGCCUUGCCGUUGUCUUCUGUGCGAAGAUAUCCUCCGCCAUGCCACGUGAUGCUAGCACCAGAGCUGCGGUAUGCUGCAAGACUGCUGCUGGCGUCUACUGCCACCCAGGUUGUGGCAGAUCGUAACCCAGAGAGGGGCCAGUAACCCAGGAUGGGGGGCUAACGGGUAGUAACCCUUGCCCAAGGGGUACCCGGAGGUUCUGAAGGCACAAAGGAGGACACCUCACAUCCCCUACCAUCUUGCUGGUGUUGCCCCAGAGGAUGCAGUUUAAAGUCAUGUACCCAGGACAUAUCAAGAUAAAUAAUAUGAACGUU
Messenger RNA from Lingula anatina, 754 nucleotides. RefSeq lists its product as uncharacterized. The record is from RefSeq and is a predicted model, not a curated record. Lineage: Eukaryota; Metazoa; Brachiopoda; Lingulata; Lingulida; Lingulidae.